GUAGCUAAAAGCCUUUUACAUGCAACAGUAGUUCCAGGGCUUCUUGGUUCACCACCCACAAAAAAAUCCAGUCGUGCAAAACGUUUUCACCAGUAAAAAAAAGAACCAAGAGGAGGAAGCUCACAACAGACUCGAGCAGUGUUUUGUUUCACACCAGAGGAGGACGGUAGAGGAACCUUACUGUAAUACAUGCAUAAGUAUUCAGAAAAAGACUCGGUGACAGAAGCUAUUUGGUAAAAAGGCUCAAAAGUCUGACCACAACAGCUGAUUUCAUUUGAUGCGCUUGUUUAAUCAGAUAAAUGGAAACUUAUAAGCAAUAUGUUAUGGUGAUGUGCUUUUAAAGGCAACAGAUAUUUACUGACAGGAUUUAACCCUCAAUGCUGCGCCUAAACAGAACACCCUGAAGGAGAGUAUCAGACCUUUGACCUGAAAGGCAGUUGAUGCUGGAAAGCCCUAAAAAUGUGGGUGAAUGAGGACGAUGUGGACAAAUGGUCUAAUCUACAAACUGCUGGCUUGAAGCUGCGGCGGCCUUGACAACUGUUUACCUGUGAUGAAUCCAGCCGUCAGCUGUGUACCUGUCGACCGUAUCAGGUGACGUCCCUAUUGUCAUCACGCUGUAGCCUGUGCAGCUGCUCCAUGCGUGUGGUAAUGCUAAGGAGGGUGGGUCCUGUGUUCAUUCAACCCAACAAGGGUGUAUCUGCUGCAUAUGAUGCAGGUCUUUCCUGGUGCUGCUGCUGAAUCAUCAACUCAAGUUCUAGAGAUUCUUGUUUCACGCUUUUUAUUUUCUUCCUCAGAAGCGUAAACGAGCACCAGCUCAACGAUGGAGGUGACUGACGAAGCUUCCCAUCAUGAUGGGACCCAGAGCUCGCGUUGGGAAGCAGCAGCACUGAGCUGGACUAUCCUCAACAAAGCCAUCAUCACCAUGGUGAUGGGGUUUCUGAUGUCCGCCGCAGGCAUCCUACUCUUCGCGCUGCGGUCGCCCAGGGGCGCCGACCCGUCCCGAUCCGUGGCCUCGGCCUGCCUGUCUGUCGGGCUGAUGUUUGUCGUGGUGGGGCUGGUGUGGGUCCCUGUUCUGAAGGAGAAGCACAAGCGGGAUCGACUCAGCCAGGGGCUUGAAUGAAUGAC
Molecule: messenger RNA, 1125 nt
Organism: Nothobranchius furzeri (turquoise killifish)
Lineage: Eukaryota; Metazoa; Chordata; Actinopteri; Cyprinodontiformes; Nothobranchiidae
Source: RefSeq, a predicted model, not a curated record